AUGGCUCAGCUAAUCGGUGGAGAUGACAUAGCUGAGCUAGGAAGAAGCCUGAGAUCGUCUUUGAGGCGCGGGCCGAGUCUGCGCCGCAGCAACUCGGCUUUUGGGUCGGCGAGGCACGAGCUCGAUGAGGAGGCCGCGGCUGAGUGGGCGGCCCUCGACCGCCUGCCAACCUACGACCGCCUCAGGGCCUCCCUUUUUGACGGCGACGGUACCGGAGGAAAAACAGUCGUCGACGUCACCAAGCUCGGGCCCAGCGAGCGCCAAAUGUUCGUGGAGAAGCUCAUCAGACACAUCGAGCACGACAACCUCAAGCUGCUGCACAAGAUGAGGAGGAGGAUUGACAGAGUUGGCGUAAAACUUCCGACGAUCGAAGUUAGAUACUCGAAUCUGCGUGUAGAGGCGAAGUGUCAGGUUGUUGAUGGGAAGCCCCUCCCGACGCUUUGGAAUUCUUUCAAGAGCUUGGUUAUGGAUAUUGGUCGGCUGCCUGGCUUGCCAUCUCAAGAUGCCCACAUAGACAUACUUAAGGGUGUUAGUGGUGUCCUUAAGCCUGGGAGAAUAACUCUAUUACUGGGUCCGCCAGGAUGUGGGAAGACUACACUUUUGAAAGCUCUAUCGGGAAAUUUGGACAAGUCACUCAAGGUAACUGGGGAGAUCACAUACAACGGAUUUAAACUCAAGGAGUUUAUACCUCAGAAAACGUCGGCUUACAUAGGUCAAUAUGAUCUGCAUGCCCCUGAAAUGACGGUCCGUGAAACAAUCGAUUUUUCGUCACAUUGUCAGGGUAUUGGCAGCAGGGCAGAAAUACUGGUUGAGGUUGUUAGAAGGGAGAAAGAAGCCAAAGUUAUUCCUGAUCCUGAUGUAGAUACUUUCAUGAAGGCAAUAUCUGUGGAAGGACAGAAGACCACCAUGCAGACAGAGUACAUUUUGAAAAUUCUCGGCCUUGACAUUUGUGCCGACACGCUCUAUGGUGACGACAUGAGGCGAGGUAUCUCCGGUGGCCAGAAAAAGAGACUAACAACAGGCGAGAUGCUUGUGGGGCCCACGAAAGCCCUGUUCAUGGACGAGAUAUCGAACGGGCUCGACAGCUCGACAACUUACCAGAUUGUGUCGUGCCUCCAGCAGGUGGCCCAUAUCACGGACGCCACCAUACUCGUCUCCCUCCUCCAGCCGGCGCCCGAGACUUUUGACCUCUUUGACGACAUCAUCCUCAUGGGCGAGGGAAAAAUCGUCUUCCACGGGCCCCGUGCGGACAUCCUUGCCUUUUUCAGGAGCUGCGGCUUCAGGUGCCCCGAGAGGAAAGGGAUCGCCGAUUUCCUUCAGGAGGUUAUGUCUCGGAAAGAUCAAGAGCAAUACUGGCAUGACGCGGCCCAGACUUACAGUUAUGUUUCCGUAGACAUGCUCUCGAGAAAAUUUACGGAGUCGGCCCUUGGAAAGAAGCUACAGGAUGAGCUCUCCGUGCCCUUUAAUAAGGCAAUGAGCCACCCGAGUGCAAUCAGCUUUAGCAAAUACUCCAUCCCUAAAUGGCCGCUGUUCAAGGCCUGCAUGUCCAGAGAGGUUCUCCUUUUCAAAAGGAACUCAUUCGUCUACAUAUUCAAAGCAUUCCAGUUUAUGUUGAUUGCAUCUAUUGCCAUGACUGUGUUCCUGAGGACGCAAUUGGGUGUAGACAUUAUCCACGCCAACAGUUACUUGGGAGCUCUGUUUUACACGCUCGUUAUUCUUUUGGUGGACGGUAUACCAGAGCUUUUCAUGACUGUUCGUAGGCUUGGCGUAUUUUACAAACAGAGGGACUUUUACUUUUACCCUGCCUGGGCAUUUGCUAUCCCAGCUAGCAUUCUCAAGAUUCCUCUCUCGUUGUUGCAAGCUCUGGUGUGGACGUGUCUCACGUACUACGUCAUUGGAUACACUCCCGAGGCUGGGAGGUUUUUCCGCCAGAUGUUGAUGGUAUUUCUGGUGCACUUCACAACAACGUCGAUGUUCCGUUUCUUGGCGACAGUAUUCCGGAGUGAUGUGGCGGCAUCGACAGCUGGCAGCAUGUCGUUGUUGUUUGCUAUGAUGUUCAGUGGCUUUCUGAUCCCUAAACCAUCCAUGCCGGAUUGGUUAAAUUGGGCUUUCUGGAUUUCUCCGCUAUCGUAUGGCCAGAUAGGAUUCACUGUGAAUGAAUUUCUGGCACCAAGAUGGCAAAGGGAGCUGCCUGGGAAUACAACGAUCGGGCAUCGAACGCUAGAGAAUCGUGGGCUAAACUUUGGUGGAGAGUUCUUUUGGAUAUCCGCUGCAGCCUUGUUAGGAAUAGCAUUUCUCUUCAAUACUGGAUUUACCUUGGCCUUAACCUUCGCAAAACCUCUCAGUUCCCGCGUCAUUAUAUCAAGUGAAAAACUCUCUCAGCUACGAGGGACCGUACAACCAGAUGACAAACCUCGUCCAGAAGAUCGUUCCGGAGUUUCUGCCAUUGCAAAAUCUCAUUCGACAAAAAUGAUUUUACCCUUUGAGCCACUAAGUCUGGUGUUUCAAGACGUGCAGUACUACGUCGAUACCCCUGCGGCGAUGAAGGAGCGCGGUUUCACCCAGAAGAAGCUUCAGCUGCUCUGUGACAUAACAGGCGCAUUCAGGCCGGGAGUGCUCACAGCUCUCAUGGGUGUUAGUGGUGCAGGAAAAACCACCCUUCUCGACGUGCUUUCCGGCAGGAAAACAACCGGUAUCGUCGAGGGUGAUAUUAAAAUCGGAGGGUACCCAAAAGUCCAGAGCACGUUUUCCCGUAUUUCCGGCUACUGUGAGCAAACCGAUAUUCACUCUCCCAACAUUACAGUUGAGGAGUCCGUCAUCUUCUCCGCAUGGCUCCGCCUCAAUGCAUCCAUCGACACAAAAACAAAAUAUAAUUUUGUGAGGGAGGUGCUGGAAACAAUUGAGCUGGACGAGAUAAAAGACGCGUUGGUGGGACUGCCUGGCGUGUCUGGGCUGUCUACCGAGCAAAGGAAGCGGCUGACGAUUGCGGUGGAGCUUGUGGCCAACCCGUCUAUCAUUUUCAUGGACGAGCCCACUACUGGGCUGGAUGCAAGGGCAGCUGCUAUCGUCAUGCGGGCCGUGAAGAAUGUUGCCAACACGGGCCGCACGAUCGUCUGCACAAUUCACCAGCCGAGCAUUGAUAUAUUUGAGGCUUUUGACGAGGUGGUGCUGUUGAAGCCUGGGGGCCGGAUUAUCUAUUGUGGGCCUGUGGGUUUGCAGUCAUCUAGAUUGAUAGAAUAUUUUGAGUGCAUACCUGGUGUGCCGAAAAUCAAAGAUAACUACAAUCCUGCCACAUGGAUGAUGGAGGUCAGCUCGACUUCCGUGGAAGCUGAACUCGGCAUAGACUUUGCCGAAAUUUACAAGAAUUCUGCUUUGCACGAAAAUAACUUGGAGCUGGUGAAACAACUGAGCCGACCACCAGCAGGGUCGAAAGGCCUGCAUUUUCCGACCCGUUAUGCACAAAAUGGGUGGGUCCAGUUCAAAACCUGCCUCUGGAAACAGCAUUGGUCCUACUGGCGAAGCCCUUCGUACAACCUCAUGCGCUCCCUCCACAUGCUCUUUGCGUCCUUCCUUUACGGCGCCCUCUUCUGGGGUCAGGCGCGAGACGUGCAUAAUCAGCAAGGCCUGUUUACUCUGCUCGGAUCCAUGUACAGCUCCACUCUCUUUUGCGGCAUAAACAAUGCCUCCUCGAUUUUGUCGUAUGUCAACAUCGAGAGAACUGUCGUUUACAGAGAACAAUUUGCGGGCAUGUAUUCUCCGUGGGCCUAUUCAACCGCGCAGGUGAUAGUCGAGAUCCCGUACAUCUUGGCACAGACAAUUGCGAUAACGGUCAUAACGUAUCCAAUGAUCGGGUACAGCUGGACGGCCUACAAAGUGUUCUGGUUUUUCUACACCAUGUUUUGCUCUUUGCUCUACUUCACAUACUUGGGGAUGAUGUUGAUCGCCAUUACACCAAGCUUCCCAGUAGCCGCCAUUUUACAGUCGUCGUUUUACACACUGCUCAACCUCUUCUCCGGAUUCUUGAUCCCUCGCCCGCAAAUUCCGAAGUGGUGGGUGUGGUUUUACUAUAUCUCGCCGACUUCAUGGUCUCUGAACGGGCUGCUGAAUUCGCAGUUUGGUGAUGUCGAUAGGGAGAUCGAGGUGUUCGGACGGCAGAGGCCAAUCUCUGAUUUUGUGAGGGACUAUUUCGGGUACAGACACAGUAUGCUGCCUGCAGUUGCUGUGAUUUUGAUCAUGUACCCAAUUGCCUUUGCCUCAAUAUUCACAUACUGCAUUGCCAAGUGGAACUUUCAGAAAAGAUAA
Messenger RNA from Striga hermonthica, 4302 nucleotides. The record is from the annotation of a GenBank genome assembly. NCBI's taxonomy places the organism in Eukaryota, Viridiplantae, Streptophyta, Magnoliopsida, Lamiales, Orobanchaceae.